UUGCUGCUUUGACUGCAGUGCUUUUGUUUGGUGAGGUUAGAAAUUUGCCGUAAACACACAAAAAUAUAACUAAAACUUCUGAAAAUGGAUAUUGAAACCAAGAUCAAAGACGACAUGAAGGCUUUAGGCUGCCAUUCCGAUCUAAAAAUGUCGCUUGCAUAUAAUCUUUACAUACAUUUAGUGGACGAGAAGCUAAUGUAUGACACUGAGUAUUGUUACAACAAGGACAUAGACACACUUUACAUCGUCGCCCGCCCAAAUAAGAACGAGAAACUCAACAUAUACGUGCCAAUACCGACAUACGACGAGAUCAGCGUGGAUUACAUCAACAAAAUACAAGAAAACUUAUGUACUGUUGAGACUGGACCGACAGUAAACUUGGCUUUCAUUGAAGGUGACUUUACGACAGUGAUAUACACUUUUACUAAAGGAAUAGUGGACCGGCCGCCUCCUGACAAAGUGUCCUACCAGAGAGCAAGAGAGGGAAGACGGAAUUUCAUAGACAAUGAGCUGAAAAAGAGUAGGAAUAACAUUUUAAAUGAUGCUUUGAAUGGAGGAGUGGUGGAUGAUGAUGACUGUCACGUUUUAGAUUGAAGGAGGUUUUAAGCUCGAUUGGAACUUAUUUGUAUGAAGGCCGACCGAAAGGUCCUUCGCUCAAAUCUUCUGUCAAGUAUGCUGUAGAAAAUCACUGCUACAGAAUAAGAAUUUAUGUUGACGGCAGAGACAUUAAGCCAAAUAAAAAAAAACUACAACCUGUUUAGAGUUGAAUUUUAGUUCAACAAGUAGUAUUAAAAUUAUAAUAGUAGUAGUAAAAUUGAAGUGAAGCAUGUUUCGUAAUAAGAGGUCAAAAUUAUAUUUCUAAAUCAAAUCAAUUGUAUCAUUGUUAAUUAGGAAGCUAGGUACUUUAGAAUAAGCUCGGUAGUACAGGACUUCAACAGGCCAUAAAUUCUCGGGAAGUAAAUUAAGCCUAUUUUGAGGAAUAUUUUCUACGACAAUCUAUCUAAUUUU
Molecule: messenger RNA, 1008 nt
Organism: Helicoverpa armigera (cotton bollworm)
Lineage: Eukaryota; Metazoa; Arthropoda; Insecta; Lepidoptera; Noctuidae
Exons: 1
Coding region: 85-594 (169 amino acids)
Biological process (GO): tRNA splicing, via endonucleolytic cleavage and ligation
Molecular function (GO): nucleic acid binding
Source: RefSeq, a predicted model, not a curated record